This is a messenger RNA of Microbotryum saponariae, 399 nucleotides long. Lineage: Eukaryota; Fungi; Basidiomycota; Microbotryomycetes; Microbotryales; Microbotryaceae. The record is from the annotation of a GenBank genome assembly.
AUGAUCUUCAUCGAGCUUAUCAAGCAAAUCUCACGGCUUCCCAGUCCGUCCGUAUCGGUCCUCGGGUCACCCUGGUGGUGGCUACAUCACCAUCGUUGGCGAUGCGACCGACUCGGAACGGAUAAGAGGCGCAACGGUGUAUUGGUACAGCCCUCGGAUGGUCUGGAGGACUUUAUGGAGUUGCUACGGCCUCAGGCUGAGGCUGAGGCCCUCAGCGCCAAGUGGAGGUACAGCUGUAUCAGCCUAAAGGCAUCCAAGGACAGGUUGCAAAAGGGUGUUAAGCUGAUACAGGAUAAAGGAAUGAAGGUCGUUGUGGAUAGCGAGUACGAGUUUGACGAUGUCGAGAAGGCGUUCGAGAAGUUGAGGACCAGGAGGGCGAGGGGCCACUGCAAAUUGUGA